ACGAUACGUCGUUCUGCGAGCCCUGAUAAAAAUAAUCCGAUGUAAUUUCAUGAAUUAUGCGCUUUUUAUGAUAAUGACUAGCAAAAUAAGACUGCAGAAAGCCUAAAGAACUAAGAUAAUCAUAUAUUGCCGGCUGAAAGCCAGCGAAAAGAAGGAAAAUCACGGAAUUAUAUUCGAGACUAUCUAUCACAAAUCAAUAUCUCGCAAAAGUAAUAUAAUUGUGUCUACGACCGAUUCACGUCACUUUACCAUCAAGUUGAUGUAACAUGAAGAGCCCAGAGUAGGGCUCCGCCCCUUAUCUGCGAUGGACCGGGCUUAUGAGAAGCGACAUAACAAGCACUACAAGGAAAAGCAUAAGAAGCACAAAAAACAUAGGAGUCGCAGUGGUACUAUUGACCAGUCUUAUGCUACAGUCAAUUCUGUCAAGCCCCUGGUGGAGUAUUCAGAUGUGAGCUCAGAGGACUUGACAGGACCGGAGGCCGGAGAGAUCGAGAGCGAGGCUAGCUCAAUAAGCAGACACAUUGCUGAUGACCUGGAUCGGACAAGAAAGUCCCACUCAAUUCGGACUUUUGUUGAUAAUAAGACUAUUUCUGUAACAACAACAACUUCGCGUCGUGUACUCGACGAGUAUGCUCUCACAAGAGAUUCUUCGUUAGCAGCUAGGAAGAGGAAACAUAUUGAUUACGUUGAUCCCGAAGCAGAAUUUGACGAACAUCGGUAUAAGAAAAAGAAAGAUAAGAGGAAGAAGGAAAAAAAGAAGAGGAAGAAGAAGUCAAAGCACCGCUCUCGGUCAGCUAGUCUCGAGAGUCUGUCUCCAGACGACAACGUUGUUUUGGAGGUUCCUGUGGCAGCAACAUCUCCACAGAAGUACGCUCAGGUGCCUGUGAGUGAAUGGGAGAAGGCAUCAUCACCGCUUAGGAACGGGUCGUGCUCGCCAGUCUCGCCGUCGACGCCACCGCCGCUGCAGCGACAUGAGUCGCCGCGACUCCGCGUGCUUCCGCCACUAAGAGAGCCAUCCCUUCAUGCGAUGCCUUUUUCUCCACACCGGAAUUCUCCAAUAGUCAGAAGGCGACAGAAAUCUAUGACCCCACACACACCGGUGGCGCCCCCGUACCACGACACAGUGACGAUCGACUCUGACAACGAACCGGAGUACGAUCGCCGCCGCGACUAUUACGACCAACAUCAGUCACCUAUCAUGAUAAUUUCUGGUAAGCACUCUCCGAUUCACGAACCACUUCGUCGCGAGUACAGCCCGCGGCGCACGCACAGGCGCCGCAGUCGCAGCCCGCGCAGCCGCCACCGCCGCAGCCGCGAGCGCGACCGCCACCGCAGCCGCGAGCGGGUCUCGCACAGGGUCGAGAAAAAAGUCGAAGAACCACCGAGGUCACAUAGUAGGAGUUCUCUGAAGAGACGGCGGUCGGCGUCUCGUGGCCGGCGGCGCGGUUCGACAGCUUCGCCGCCGCGGCACAGGCCCCGCCAUCGGGACCCUUCGAGGGAUAAACACAGAACCAAGCACUCCCCUAGUCCUCCGACCACAUUACUGCAGCGCAAGAUCGACUUCAAGGAGAAAAUCAGCGAUACCAGUCUGUUCGCUGAACUCGUCAAGGAUAAGCACAAGAGAGCUAAGAAACUGCAAGAGAUCCUGAGUCAGAAGGAGGAUGAGUCACAGGGUGCGGCAUCGACGACGUCGGCCAACCCCGAAGCACCUGCAGAUGACCUCUCCAACUCCACACUCGAUAACAGCUCACUACCAUUUAAAGAGAACGGCGAAGUACCGAAAGAAAUUCAACCAGACAUAACUCCCCUGCCAGUACCGCUGCCAGGCGAGGAGUCGAAGCCGCAGCUGCCUAUGCUGCCGCCACCUGAAUUCACAGCGCCGCUUGACGCUAAUGGCGACGCGCCGAACAAUGAAUCUGAGGUGAGACCCAGUACGCCCUCGCGGGGCACCCCUUGCCCCCCCGUGCCGGCCCCUCUGCCGCCCCUGCCCAAAGUGUGCGGCAGCGUUGUCGAGGGCGUCUUCCACCAGAACAGCCAGCAGCCCAAGCCCAAGCCCAAGAGUCUCACCAAGUUGCCCAUGCCGCCUAAUACCCAGGUGGAAGACUUAAAAUCACUUGCCAACGACAGUCCUUUAAGUACACCCUCACCGAGCCCCGUCAAGAAACCAGAUAAGCCAAAGAAGUCGGGCAUCAUGAACUUACCUAUGCCUCCUGUGAUACCAGGUUCUGAGGAACUAAGCGGCGACGACCUGGACGGGUCAACCCCGCCACCUGCCUCUCGAAGAGACCAGUAUUCGCAUGUGUUCAGCUCACGAAAGACUGCAAGGGAUCUUUCUGGGUCAAAGUUGAAAAGACCUCGGAUACUGAAGCGGCGCGGCUCCAAAGUCGUACCCGUGGCGACGCCCACGCAUCAUGCUAAAGACUGGGGAGAGAAGUGUGUUGAUGGCUUCCAGGUGAUAACUCAAAUAGGUGAAGGUACAUACGGCCAAGUAUACAAAGCGCGAGAUAAAAACACCAGUCAACUCGUAGCACUGAAGAAGGUUCGACUGGAGAACGAGAAGGAAGGCUUCCCCAUCACGGCCGUGCGGGAAAUCAAAAUUCUUCGCCAGUUGAACCAUAAAAACAUUGUCAAUUUGAGAGAGAUUGUCACGGAUAAACAGGACGCUAUGGAUUUUAGGAAGGAUAAGGGCUCAUUCUACUUAGUCUUUGAGUACAUGGACCACGACCUCAUGGGCUUGUUAGAGUCGAAGAUGGUGGACUUCACAGAAACGCACAACGCAUCUAUCAUGAAACAGCUGCUCGAUGGAUUAGCCUAUUGUCAUAGGAAGAACUUUUUGCACCGGGAUAUCAAAUGUAGCAACAUUUUGAUGAACAAUAAAGGCGAAGUGAAACUGGGCGACUUCGGUUUAGCACGAUUGUGGUCGGCGGAAGACCGACAGCGGCCUUACACGAACAAAGUGAUCACACUGUGGUACCGCCCGCCAGAGCUACUCCUCGGCGAAGAGCGCUACGGCCCGGCAGUCGACGUAUGGUCAAUGGGAUGCAUUCUUGGAGAGUUAUUCUUAAAACAUCCACUGUUCCAGGCGAACGUAGAAAUGAUGCAACUAGAAAUGAUAUCCCGCGUGUGCGGCACCCCCGUCCCCGGCGUUUGGCCGAACGUCAUCAACCUGCCUCUCUGGCACACGCUACGACCGAAGCGGUACCACAAGCGCUGCGUGCGGGAACAGUUCGCAUUUAUGCCUGCCAAUGCGCUUAAUCUGCUCGAUCGCAUGCUGGAGCUGGAUCCUGAUAAAAGAAUAACGGCUGAAGAGGCUUUGAAGAGUCCAUGGUUGAAGAAUGUUGUUCCUGAACAAAUGCCAGCUCCAGAGCUUCCAACUUGGCAAGAUUGCCACGAGCUAUGGUCGAAGCAGCGGCGGCGGCAGCAGCGCGAACAAGACCAACAGCAAAAUAAAGCCAAACCACAAUUUGGCCAAGAAGAGUUCAAGCCAGACUUCAAACAAGACUCCAAUCAGUCCGACAGCAGUUUCAAGAGCGAAAACGCCUUUAAACCUUCCGAACCUGCACCAGAAGCCGUAGGCCAAGUGAAAUAGCAUUUGUUUUGUGAUGAAUGAGUGAAAGACAAUAUUGUGAAACGUUUAGUGAAGGGACAUAAGGCUCAUAAUGUUGAGCCGAAGACGGAACGUUCGCAGAAGGUGCCUGGAAAGCAGUCUAAGAUAAUGGAGCAAAUGAAAAAGUGUAACUAUCAGAAGCAGAAACUUAGGAAAAGUUCCAAAAAAGAAAUUAGUAAGUUCAAAAAACCUCAGGUCAGUUCCGCCAAAGAACUUAUGAAAGCCAGAAAACCUUCUGUUGAAGACAUGUCCAAGAUACGAAAACUAACACUGCCAAGUUCGAUGACAGAUAUUUGUAAAGUAAGUAAUGUCAGUCCAAGUUCUGUUUCAAAUCUCGGUGAGAUAAAAAACCACUUGAUGAAGGAACAGUGCACUGAAAUGAGUUCUGGAAAUGAACUUCAAAAACAAACAGGUUCUUUACUUCGUAAUUUGACAAAACCAAGUGCAGCUGCGGAUUCCAGCUUGCUUACAAAAUUUAAGCAAAUGAAUGAACUUUGUGCCAACAAAAAAGGGUCUUUAAAAGAACUUAAUAAAGUCAGAAAAUCGAAUGCAACAGCCGAUCUAGAUUUACCACACAGACAUAACCUUGAAAUGAAAGAUUUCUAUGUUAAGAAAACAGAUUCGGCAAAAGCACUUUACAGAGUUGGUAAUCCAAGUGCAAUAACAGAUCAUUCUUUGUACGAAAAACCUAUAUGGAUCAAAGAACUUUGUGUAAAUAAAGCAGGGUUUAAUAACGAACAAUGCAACAUCAGAAAACUAAGUGUAGAAACUGAUUGCAAUAAGCUCCAAAAAUUGAGUCAGACGCAAGAACUUUCUGCAAACAAAUCUGGCUUUAUGAAAGAGCUUUGCAAGGGCAAUAAAACAAGUGCAAGUUCAGAUCGCUCUUUGCUCCGAAAACAUAAUCAGAUAGAAGAACUUGCUCAAAAAACAGAAUUUUUCAAUGGCAGGAAACCAGCGAAUUUUUCUGUGCCCCAAAAAAAUAAGAUUAAUGAAGUUUGUGCCAAGAAAAUAGGUCUUAUUAAAGACUCAAUUAAAGUCAAGGAAGCAGUUGCGAAUUCCGCUAUAGGUGAAAGAAAGCAAACGAAAGAACUAUCUAAAUGUAGAACGUGGGAGCUUUUUAAGAUGAAACGCCGCGACAGAAAAAGAAAAAUGAGUGAGCGAAAAGAGCCUUGUUCUAAUAUCAAUAGGGAAGCUAGGGAUUUUAAUACGGAUAUCCAAGAGCAACGACAAAAUGUAGAACUAGCAAUCUGGAAUGUUAGAAAAGCCAAGAAUAUUAUACAAUUUAGGUCUAACGAAGAUGAAAGGGUAAAAGAAGUGAAAAAUACAGUAUUAAUACAAGCAAACCAGAUAAGUUCAUAUCACGGAUAUCAAAAUAGGACAAACGAACUUGGUUUUACUGAAUUUAGAUCUAUUGAACAGAGUCAGAGUUCUAAGAUGGUACCUAGGAAAGACAAUAAAAAUUGUGCUAUUGAACCUUAUCCUCAAAUAAGGAAUCAAUCUUUAACAAGUACUGUGCCAGAAAGUUCAUUGAAAAUUAGGAACAGGGGAGAUUCAAGUUGCAAUUUAGUUCAAAAACAAAGACCAAGUUGUAUCAAUAAUGCUAAUAGCGAUGCUAAUAGUGAAUCUUAUUUUGGUGAAAUCGGACAACCAUUUAAUUCAAAUAUUCCAGACGAAUUAUAUUACAGAAAUUUCAGAAAUCUGUGUUCAGAUUCUCAAGAUUAUAGACAAGGUACUCAAGAACAGUGGACAGGCUAUAGUUGUAUGUAAUUGAUAUUUAGUAAGAAGACAGUGCCUAAAUUGAGGGCGAGAAUUUUUGGCUAAGUGAAAAAUGGUGCUUCGACCAAUAAAUUUGUGAUUUUAUUCUGUAAGACUUAUGGGGCCACCCAUUUAUAAGGCUUCCUUAAUAUUAUUUUGAUUGUGGAGGGCUUAAUUAGAUUUUCUUGUAAAUCGCACUAGAAUUGCCUUAACGAAUUGAUUGGGACAUGAGAAUAAACAAAAAUGUUUAUGUUAAUAAUCUUCCGCUUUUGAAUAACAUGACCAAAAUGACGGUUAAUGUAGCCCUCACAAUCUAUAAAGGCCUUGAUAAAUAAAUUAUGAAUAGAUGAAGGCUUAUUCAUUGGAAAUAUUUGUUUCCCCCAUGAGUUUAAUAUAGAAUAUUGAAGAUUGUUUUUCGGUAAGUUUUUAACGACCUAUGCCUGCAUCUAUUUAAAAUUAAAUUUAUACUUCGCCUUUCAAAAUAAAACCUUACAACAUUCUAGUGCGUACCAAAAUUGAUAUAAAAAUAACCAAAGUAUUGAAAAUAGCGCUAGUUACCUGUCAAUUUGAUAUUGCAGAUUGUAAAUGAUGUUUAUAUUGUAAAUAGGUAGGUUAGAUUAAUUUUAAGACUGCAGAAUCAAAAUUUGUUUCGUCUCAAAUGUACGGCGAUCGCUCUUAGAAAUUUUGGAAAGAAUGUGGGAAUGAUUAUGAAAAUUAAGUCAAUACUUCGCAAGGCAAUCCAUUUGCGAUACAAUGAAGCACAUAAUAAAGCUCAUUUAUUUAUAUCCCUAACUGAUCUAUUCACGCCACGUGUUGCUAAUAAUCGUUAGAUUGACGUUGAGUCAUACUAGUAGGCGCUCGAAAUACGAUGGAUAGUCGAUUUUAAUAUCUAACUCUCCCAAUAGUUUCUUAGGCGUGAAACAAAUUGAUAGCAGGUGCGUGACGGAUCGGGAGGGCGACGACGGGUGUUAUUCCGUGUAUUUAUAUGGACGAUAA
This is a messenger RNA of Hyposmocoma kahamanoa, 6358 nucleotides long. RefSeq names its product cyclin-dependent kinase 12 (gene Cdk12). Gene Ontology annotation, molecular function: ATP binding; cyclin binding; RNA polymerase II CTD heptapeptide repeat kinase activity. Gene Ontology annotation, cellular component: cyclin/CDK positive transcription elongation factor complex; nucleus. NCBI's taxonomy places the organism in Eukaryota, Metazoa, Arthropoda, Insecta, Lepidoptera, Cosmopterigidae. The coding region runs from base 305 to 3589 and encodes 1094 amino acids. The transcript has 18 exons. The record is from RefSeq and is a predicted model, not a curated record. Gene Ontology annotation, biological process: positive regulation of transcription elongation by RNA polymerase II; transcription elongation by RNA polymerase II; protein phosphorylation.